CAGCGGCGCAAGCCCGCAUAUAUCCCGCCCCCGCCUCUCUCUCCGUCGCACCCUCUCCAAGUUCACAAGUACCACACAUAUCGAUCGCUGCCAACCAAGAACACCAACAGGAUCAAAGAAUCGUAGCAGCAAUGGCGUCGGUUGGGUUCGGCAGCAGCGUGGCGGCAGUGGCGCCGGCCUCAUCAACGGCGGCAGCGGGACGGACCAGCCUCCCGCGGCGGUCGCGGCUGGCCGUACCGGCGGCGACGAGGGGCACCCCGGCGCCGGCCAAGAAGGAGAAGAGCAUCCUCGACUUCAUCGUCAGCGCCAUCGUCAAGGACGAGCAGGAGUUCAUCGAGACCAACCCGCUCCUCAACAAGGUCGACGGCCCGCCGCCCAAGGCCAGCGGCACCGUUUCCAAGAAGGCCGGCGGCACCAUGUCCAAGAAGCCCGCGGCCGAGGAAGGCGGCGGCGGGUUCAACCUCGGCGGCCUCUUCGCUAAGAAAGGCUGAGCACGCACGCACGCGCUUACUUGUAUGUGCAUGCUUACUUAUCAUAGCACUCGAUUGCUCUAUGUAACUCAUGAAACAUCGCCAAGAUUGCAUAUAUGUUUGGUUGGUGCCACUCAAA
Messenger RNA from Lolium perenne, 609 nucleotides. RefSeq lists its product as uncharacterized. NCBI's taxonomy places the organism in Eukaryota, Viridiplantae, Streptophyta, Magnoliopsida, Poales, Poaceae. Gene Ontology annotation, cellular component: chloroplast. The record is from RefSeq and is a predicted model, not a curated record.